AUGGAUGUUCUUGUCGGGUCGGCUGUCGUGAAUACUCUUGGUACAAAAUGGCUGUUCUACCCUCCCAAUGACAAUGAUAUCGAACGGUUUGCUGAAGCCCGCCUCCCUUCGGUUAAGCGUGAUUCUGUUGGCCUGGUAGCGUUGAGCCUGUCCAUUUUGAGGUUAACUUCCUCCGCAAUGCACCUCUUCGUUGUCACUUUUGCAACAUCUCCAGAACUAGAUAUUCUCAAUAUGCAAUAUCUUCAAAAGGAGACACGUCAACGUCAAUUGGGGAGACCCCAAGAAUACUGCUGGAGGUCGUCGAAUGUUCCACGGCCACGUCGCUCCACCGGAAGUCGCUCAUUCGUGGAACCAAUUGGCCCCCAACCCGUCGCCUUGUGCUUCUGUAUGUACUUGGCAACCACCCUGCAGAUAUCCCUAAAUUUGUAUGAGAGGCAGAUCAACGAACCUGCGAGGGCCCUUAAGCCCGAUUUCUCGUGA
Molecule: messenger RNA, 480 nt
Organism: Blastomyces dermatitidis ER-3
Lineage: Eukaryota; Fungi; Ascomycota; Eurotiomycetes; Onygenales; Ajellomycetaceae
Exons: 2
Coding region: 1-480 (159 amino acids)
Source: RefSeq, a predicted model, not a curated record